Molecule: messenger RNA, 1788 nt
Organism: Pollicipes pollicipes
Lineage: Eukaryota; Metazoa; Arthropoda; Thecostraca; Pollicipedomorpha; Pollicipedidae
Product: DNA topoisomerase 2-alpha
Biological process (GO): sister chromatid segregation; resolution of meiotic recombination intermediates; DNA topological change
Cellular component (GO): nucleus
Molecular function (GO): DNA binding; ATP binding; DNA topoisomerase type II (double strand cut, ATP-hydrolyzing) activity
Source: RefSeq, a predicted model, not a curated record
GCGUUCAGCAAGAAGUGCGUGGACCAGCGGAAGGAGUGGCUGACCAAUUGGAUGGAGGAGUGCAAGCGUCGCCGCGAGCUGGGGCUGCCCGAGCUCUACCUCUACGAGAAGGAGACGCGCGCUGUCAAUUACACCGACUUCGUCAACAAGGAGCUGGUGCUCUUCUCCAACCUGGAUAACGAGCGCUCCAUCCCGUCUCUGGUGGACGGCCUGAAGCCGGGCCAGCGUAAGGUGCUCUUCACCUGCCUGAAGCGCAACGACAAGCGUGAGAUCAAGGUGGCGCAGCUGGUGGGCUCGGUGGCCGAGAUGUCGGCCUACCACCACGGCGAGGCGGCGCUCUCCUCCACUAUCGUCAACAUGGCGCAGAACUUCGUGGGCAGCAACAACAUCAACUUGCUGCUGCCCGUCGGCCAGUUUGGCACGCGCCUGCAGGGCGGCAAGGACGCGGCCAGCCCCCGAUACAUCUUCACCAUGCUCAGCCCGGUGACGAAGGCGCUGUUCUCGACGCUGGACACGCCGCUGCUGCGCGCGCAGCUCGACGACAACAUGCGCAUCGAGCCCGAGUGGUACAUCCCGGUGAUCCCGAUGGUGCUGGUCAACGGCGCCGACGGCAUCGGCACCGGCUGGAUGACCAAGAUCCCCAACUACAACCCGCGCGAGAUCGUGUCCAACCUGCGCCGCAUGCUGGAAGGCGACGAGCCGCAGCCCAUGAAACCGUGGUUCAAGAACUUCCGCGGGGAAGUGCUGGAGAUGGGGCCGCAGCACUACCUGAUGAACGGCGAGAUCUCCGUGCUGUCGCCCACCCAGGUGGAGAUCACCGAGCUGCCCGUCAAGACCUGGACGCAGCCGUACAAGGAGUUCCUCAGCGGGCUGCUCAACCCAGAGAAGGGCAACCCCAUUAUCUCGGACUUCAAGGAGUACACCACCGACACAACCGUCAAGUUCAUCGUCUCGAUGCCCGAGGAGAAGCUGAUCGAGGCCGAGGAGAAGGGCCUGCACAGCGUGUUCAAGCUGCAGACGUCCGUCGUCACCACGUCCAUGGUGCUGUUCGACCACAUGGGCGUGCUCAGAAAGUACGAGUCGGUGGACCAGAUCCUGCGCGAGUUCUACACGCUGCGGCUGGAGUACUACGGCAAACGGAAGGCGCACCUGGAGGGCCUGCUGGGCGCCGAGUCGUCCCGGCUGUCUAACCAAGCGAGGUUCAUCCUCGAGAAGUGCGACGGCAAGCUGACGAUCGAGAACAAGAAGAAGAAGGACAUGAUCGCCGAGCUGGCGAAGCGCGGCUAUGACUCGGACCCGGUGAAGGCGUGGAAGUUGGCGCAGCAGCAGCAGCUGGACGAGGAGCCCACGGACUCGCAGGACUCGCAGGACGAGGAAGCGGCUGCGGCCACGGCCGGCGGCCCCGACUACGACUACCUGCUCGGCAUGAACAUGUGGAUGCUGACCAAGGAGAAGAAGGACGAGCUGCUGAAGAAACGCGACGAGAAGCUGCAGGAGCUCAAAACGCUGAAGGCGAAGCAGCCAGCCGACCUGUGGCGCGAGGACCUGGAUCACCUGAUGGCCGAGCUGGACGCCCAGGAGCAGCGCGAGCGAGAUGACGAGGACGCCGGCUCCAAGAAGGCCAAGGCCAAGGGCAAGGUGACGGGCGGCUCCCGCAAGACGACCGUGGUGGAGUACAUGCCGUCGCCAUCGGCGCGGCGCGUGGCGCCCACCAUCACCGCCGACGUCAAGAAGCGGCUGGAGGUGGCGCAGACCAAGAAGGAAGGCGGCGGGCGCGGACGGAAGAGG